Messenger RNA from Rhagoletis zephyria (snowberry fruit fly), 2409 nucleotides. NCBI's taxonomy places the organism in Eukaryota, Metazoa, Arthropoda, Insecta, Diptera, Tephritidae. The record is from RefSeq and is a predicted model, not a curated record.
AUGUCUGCUGAACAAAGUCAGCAAGUUCGUUCUCAAGAUGCACAGCAGCAUCAGAAUGUUUACAAUUCAUUGUCCGAAAGUGACCGUCAGGCUCGUGUUAACCAAAAUUCUCACAAUCAAAGAGAAUAUCUAAACUCUUUGUCUGAUGCUCAAAGACAAGCACGCCAAGUUCGCGAUGCUCAACAGCAUCGAAAUGCUUAUCAGGUGCCUGAGCGUGGUGCUGCUAUUGCAGAGCAAAACCUCAACAGGUACCAUCAAGCUCAAGCAACUCGAAGGCCUUCAAAAGCAGCAAUCCUCAAUGCUGAAGGUCGGCUGCGCUACGGCAUCCCUGAGGAAGACUACCUCGGUGGUCUUACUGUGCGCUGCAGCAACUGCGGCGCCAUGCACUUUCCAGACGAGAAAUCUGGAAGCAGCACUACUUUUUCUGACUGUUGUCAGAACGGCAAAAUUAAGGAUUGGUUUCAGUUGAGACCAGUUCCAGAACAGUUACAAAAACUGUUCACUGAUGCAUUUAAUCAAAGUGCUAAUGCUUUUGACAAAGAGCAAAGUAGGCACUUUUUAAAAAACUUGAGACAUUACAACAAUGCUCUCCAAUGCGCUUCACUUUCGUACAAGUCCGUAAACAUUCCUGGACACGGACCUUAUGUCUUUAAAAUCCAAGGCAUAACUUACCACUACACCUUCAACAUCAAUCAGAUUCGUGAAGGUGAAUUAGGUCAAAGGAAUCAGCUGUACAUUUUAGAUACAGCUGAUCAGACUGCUCAUCGCCAAACAAAUGCGCGGCAGUACAACCACAACCUAAGGCCAUACAUUCUCAAUGUUCUCAAACAUUGUCUCGAUGAAGCAAACGAGACUUAUGAGAACUUAAGAAGAAUGUUUGAAAUGGCUAAUGUUGAGGAAGUGGCUGUUGCCUUUGCACCUGUUCAGCCAGGUCGACCCAACGCUGACCGCGAGCGCAUGCCAGAAGCUCGCGAGAUUGUCGGUUUGAUCAAUCAAGUCGACGAUGACACUGAGCGUGGUAUUACUAUCACUUUCAAUAAUAAUAACGAGAAGGUGUUUUUCAACUACGACAAAGGGUUUAACCCGCUCCUUCACAGUAGAGAUUUGCUCCAGCAGUAUGCUGUCGAUUCAUACUCUAAAGUUCUGCAAAACAGGCUUGACUUUAUCAAGCUCAACCAAAAAGAACUUUGGGCCGAAGAGUAUGCAGUUCAGCAACGGUACGCAAUGGAGCAAACUGAACGCGAAAAUGCCAAUCGAGGCAGAGGUCGCGGUCGUGGUAGAGGCAGAGGCCGUCCUGCCAACCAAAACGUGCAAGGCCGUGGUCGCGGUCGCGGCAGAGGCCAUCUCUCUACUGAGAGAACUUUACAGCCUGACAUGCUCAACCCAACUGAGCCAGCUCGCCCACAGCAAGGUGGUCAAGCUAGCAAUGCUCCCGGUGUCGGUGUGAGAGUUUCGAUUCUCCCGGCAACAUUUGUUGAUAGCGAACGUUAUCACAAAGGACAGUACCAUGAUGCCAUGGCCAUCAUUAGAAAGUUUGGAAAACCUGACUUUUUCAUAACUUUCACUUGCCAUGCUAACUGCAGAGAGGUUACUGAAAACCUCUAUGAAGGUCAAAAACCAAGUGACCGACCAGACUUGAUUGUCCGAGUUUUCAACUUAAAAGUUGAAAGACUUCUCAAGGACAUUUAUAAAAAUGGCAUUCUUGGCCGUUGCGUCGCUUACACUUCUGUUGUGGAGUUCCAAAAGCGGGGCCUUCCUCACUUGCAUCUACUGGUGAUGCUGCAUGAGUCGAGCAAAGUUCGCAACUUUGAUCAUUUGAACUCAAUUAUAACUUGCGAAAUCCCUCCUGAAGCAUCUGCAGAUGAACAGGACGUACUAUUUCGCCAAGCCUUGAGCGACUUUAUGCUCCAUCGCAAAUGUGGUCAUGAAAAUCCUCAGGCAGUUUGCAUGCGCACUCGAAAAGCUCCCCGCUAUUCUCCGCCAGCUGUUGCAGAGAAUGCGGGUCAGCAGCCUCAGCAGCCUGAUCCUGCCCAACAAGCAGGACAAAACAAUGCUAAUGAACAACAAAAUGAUGAUAUUGUUGUUCCACCACCUCUAAAUGAAAGGCAAGCUGAAGAUAGUUUGUCUGAAGAAGACGACAUCGAUAGCUUUGUCGUUCGCGACCGUCCUAGAAAUAGGGCGGGCAACAAUCAGCCGACAGUUGAUCCACCUGUCGAUGAAAACGAAAACCGUGAGCUUUUCGAAGGUGAAAAUGAGUUCCAUGACGAGGACUCAUUUGAUCAAAAUGUCGACGAUAUGUUUGAUCGACAUUUCGACUUUGAUCCGGAGGGAAGUAUUCACGUGGAUACUCCUCCAGUCAUACCGGAAAACAAUGUGACCGGUCGCUCUGGCUACAUUCAGCCAAGAGAG